Molecule: messenger RNA, 831 nt
Organism: Aureobasidium melanogenum CBS 110374
Lineage: Eukaryota; Fungi; Ascomycota; Dothideomycetes; Dothideales; Saccotheciaceae
Exons: 1
Coding region: 1-831 (276 amino acids)
Source: RefSeq, a predicted model, not a curated record
AUGGAAGGGACACAAGCAAGAAGACUGCGCCUUGCGUGGGGUCUGAUAUGUUGGGCUGCCAUCACAAUGGCGCAGACUGAUUGCAUAGAGGGAACUUGUCGAGAAGCAGACAGUAGUGAUGAAUAUCUACUGUGCGCAUCACAGCGCUGGCAUGUAAUGUCAGCAAAUGGAUAUUCCUGCGUCUCAGGCAGUCUGGUUCCUCCACUGAAUACCCCGGCACAGGUCUUUAGUUUCAGCUCUGCUCAACCCAGUGAUGGUACAUUUGUGGUUGCCGGGUCCAACCUGGAAGCAGUCCAACAGUCAGAUGUGCCAUUGCUCACUUCUAGAAAACUUGAUGGCGCGCUCGGUAGUUCCACAACAUUCAGUCAGGCGGAUCCAACGCUCCUUCCCACAACCUGGAAAUCGUCUAGAGGCUCUUUUGGUAUCAAGUCUUAUGCCAUAGAUGGUAAAAUGGCCUCAGUGUACGAUGCCACGCAGGAAUCGACGUUCAGGUGUACUGAUAUCGAGUAUCCUUCUAACGGAUACUAUGUAGCAUUCUGGACGCAAUAUGAUAGUACCCUGAUUUCCCAACCAGAACCAGUCAACUGCGGACUAUAUAUGAAUUUUACAAAUCCACUGACAGGCGUAAGCGCCUCUGCCUUGGUAUUGGACCGCUGCGCGAGCUGUGUGGGUGUUGGAAAGCAGCUCAACGAUCCAACCACUAGCCAAGGUCUUGUCAAUGGAGCUACUGUGGACAUGAGUCGCGCCCUCUGGAACAGAAUAUAUAGUGGGGCUCCAGGCGAUGUUUAUGACAUCCUGUAUUCAGGCAGACCGCUGCUAGGGAUGCCAUGA